CGAUAACCUACUCUGUAUAAAUGAAAAAUUACUAUCAAUACUUUUAGUGUUUCCGCGUACGUCGCGGCACGUGGUCGUGAGUCACUUGUGUAGCUAUGUCUGCUUCAACCGGUCUCAUUUUAAUAACAACAUUGUUUAUACACGGCGAUGAUGCCGCGCGAAUAUUGGCUUACUAUCCGACGCCGUUAAUAAGUCAUCAAGCUGUUUUCCGGCAUUUAACUUUAGAAUUGCAUAAAAGAGGACAUGAACUGGUUGUGAUAACAACUGACCCUAUGUUUUCAAGAGAAGAAGCACCAGCUAAUCUCACAGAAAUAAAUCUUCACGACAUGUCUUACAACGCAUGGAAAACUGAAGCUUCAAUGCCUGCAACAGCCACGCAAGGCAACAAGGAGAGUUUUCAAAAGCAAUAUGCUCCGAUUUAUAAGCUUUUAGUUAAAUUAGUAGGAAUGCAACUAUCUACACCGGAAGUACAGGCUCUUAUAAAAGACAAGACAAAAACUUUUGAUUUGAUCUUACUCGAAGCGUACAUAGAUUCGGCUUUAGGAUUAAGCCAUGUGUUCAAGGCACCAGUUAUACAGUUCAGUUCUGUUGGAGCAGCUGUGAAUAAUUUGGAAGUUAUUGGGGCACCAAUGCAUCCGCUGUUAUUUCCCACAUUGGUUCACUCGAGGAUUUACAACCUCACUUUAUGGGAAAAGUUGACUCAAAUAAAAACUUUUAUCGAUCAUGUCUUAAUUAUGAAACAAACAAAAAUUUACGCUGAAGAGAUGCUAAAGAAUGUUAUAGGUCCGGAUGUUCCACCUAUGGAUGAAUUGUGGAAAAACGUUGAUAUGUUGUUUUUGAAUGUAUUCCCAAUGUGGGACUUUAACCGUCCUCUGCCUCCCAAUGUUAUUCUCUUGGGUGGUAUACAUCAGAAACCAGAGAAAGACUUACCAAAGGAUCUUAGCGAGUUUUUAGAUGCAUCCAAAAAUGGUGUCAUAUAUGUCAGCUUUGGGACUAACGCUGAUGCAGCGCUCUUACCACCACACAAGUUAGAGGUAAUGGUAAAUGUUUUCUCAAAAUUGCCAUACGAUAUUUUGUGGAAAUGGAACAAUGAUGAGCUGCCGGGACGCACUAAAAACAUAAGGAUUUCCAAAUGGUUACCGCAAGCAGAUCUGUUAAAACAUCCCAAAAUCAAGCUUUUCAUUACACAAGGGGGCAUGCAAUCAACUGACGAGGCUAUCGAUGCUGGAGUACCACUGAUUGGCAUACCGCUGCUGGGAGACCAAUGGUUUAACGUAGAACAGUAUAUGUUCCAUAAAAUCGGGCUAUACGUUGACAUAGAAACGAUCACUGAGGAGAAAUUUGGAAACGCCAUUAAGGAAAUUCUUUAUAAUGACAGUUAUCGACGCAACAUCAGGCGUCUAAAAACCUUAAUACAAGACCAGCCUCAGACCCCCCUUGAGCGUGCCGUGUGGUGGACGGAGUACGUCAUCAGAAACGGCGGCGCGCGGCACCUGCGCUCUCCAACUGCCACCAUCACCUGGGCGGAGUACCUGGAAUUGGAACUCGUAUUCUAUAUACUGCUGACCAUAAUAUCAGUGGCCAUUGCUAUCCUUUUUAUCUGUUGUAAGAUUUACAGACUAUUGACUCGUACCAGUAAAAAGGUUAAAAAGAGUUAAUGUUCUCUUUUUGGGGUAAGUAUUCAAAUUGAUGAGAAAUAUGGACGCCUUCGCUAUCGUUCAUAGUGGCGUUAUUCUCUCUGCUCAACGUAUUCUGCACUGACAUCCGCUGUGUAGUUUAAUUUAAUAAAAUAAAUAGUUAUAUUCUUUAAAUUGUCCUUGCUUUUAUUUCAUCAGGUUAUGGGCCGUCCCAAGCUUGCCGUAAAAAGUUAUUUCUGCAUUUUGGUCAGUAAUUACAAGAAGUAGUCGCAAGCAUAACCUAACUUUUAGUUACCGGGCUGGCGAGUGUUUUUUUUUAUUUUUUAGCUUAUUAUAUUUUAAAUUGAAGUUAUAUACAAAUCGAACAUUAUAAAUAUGGCUGGAAAUAAUUCAUGAUAGCAAUUGAGAAAUUAACGGGUCGUGAUAAUUGGGCAAGCUGGAGUUUUGCGGUCAAGGCAUACCUAUAACACGAAGAUUUAUAUAGCUAUGUGUUAAAAGAAUCAGACCUUGUCUCAGUCAGACAAGACAUCAAAGCUAAGUCAAAGUGAUUUCUAUUAUUUCAUCCGAUUAUUUAAUUAGUUAGUUGUGUAUGAACGCAUGAAAUAAUAUAGUCGCCUUCAUAAGAAGUUAGAAUGUUGUGUUUAGAAUAUUAUAGGUAGUGAGUUUAUAUGCUGAUCAUAACAAAAACUGAUACCUACCGAAAGCUUCCCCGCACCAAAAACGGCAAUUCGAGGAAACAUAAAUCAACAUAGGUAGGUAACUUUAUCCCAGUUUCGUAUACUCAUACGUCAUCGAUCAAGCGACGAUUAAAUUAUGACGAAAGCUAAUGGAUUGUAGACGAUCCCUCCAAUAGAUGUCACAUUCUCGGGUCAGAUUGGUGAAGUGCUACAAGAUUUAUCUUUGUUUAGAUUGGUUGGACAAUUUUCGUUCGUUUAUUGGUGACCAAGCUGAUUUUAUGGCAAAUUGUAUGUAAGCUCAAUUGGCGUCUUCUGGAAUUGGUAAUUUUUAUUGGCAUUUGGUUGGGAAUUUCAAAUUCAUUUUAUUUCUGAUAGAAAGCUGCGUUUUGAUGAAUUAAAUGAUUUAUUUGUUGACGCCAUUAAUCUGAUAAUUAAAUGUAAAAGUUCUAGAUUUUUGGUUCAAAGCUUUUACUUUGGCAAUUAAACCUUUGGCCUCAAUUACUUUCUGCUGUCUGGAGAUAUUUCCACGACAGAGGACCACUGUAAAAUAACAUUAACUUUUAGUAGUAAUAAUUAAGUUUCCAAGACUGCACGGCAAUAAGUGAUUGGCACACUAUUGCCGCGUCAACUGUUUUCACGUUAACAAGUGGUAUGUAGUAAUUCACUAAACCCAUUGAGAAGAAAAAUGUUAUAAUGUACUUAAUGUAAAUUUAUUUACUCAGUAAGAUUACUGCAAACAGAAAAUGUGAUACGCCUAGUUUAGUAAAACAAAAUGUUUUGGUCCUUUGGGUCAAACAUCAUAUCGAUGACGUGAAGAACAAUAGCCCGUAUUAUGUUCAUGAAAUAACUAGUGACCUCGAUUUCUUUCUCCCAGCAUAAUAUACCUAUUUAUAACUUACGUAAACUGUGACCUUGUGUAAAGGGGCGAUUCAUUGAACUGAACAGUUUAGCUCGGCAGAAUUUUGCGAAAAUUCCCUCGCGAUUCGGCUUAACAGGGGUCAAGCUUUGAGAUAAAUUUAUUAUUUUGUUUCCGUAUAUAUUUUACUUACACCUUUAAUAUUACAAAUACUGAAAACCAUCUGUAUAUCUGAAACAAUAAAAAAAAAGCUCUUCAUCAAUUAACUACCAUCCACGAACUUCAUGAAAAACAGAAUUUAAUAAUAUUUUUUCUCUUUCGAACACAACAUAAUUGUCUUUUUUAAACAUGUUCUCGUUGCUAAUGGCCUCUCCAGAUUGCAGAUAAGGAAUUUCUCUCUGACAACCAGAUCUUGUGUCCCUUUCCAGGACAUUUCCAAGAGCCAUCCAUCAAUCAGAAAUGGAUUAUGUAAUAAAUGACGUACGUUGAUAGAUGACAAACUAUUUGACCGUCGCUGAAGGUCACGGGUGCUCAUUUUUAGUAUCAGAUGGAAUCUGUUCGCCUUGUGAUAUCUUUUUCUUUUGAAUUCCAUAUUAUCGGGCAAGUUCGAGGUACCUUAUGUUAUUUACGGGGUUGCUACCACGUACCUUUUUUUAGCGAGUCCUCGAUAUUUCGGCACUCGUUCAAGCGUCAAUAUCACGGAGUAACCGAAGUAAUUGCGGGUAGGAUGUUAUUAGCAAACUAUCGGUCUACCCUCUGACGAAGUCUUUUAUUGCGUUCAAUACCCGUACCACUGUUCAAGUCGCUGAUAAUUUCCUUACACCAUAGACUACAUAUAGUUUUUUUAACACACACCAAUUAGCCAUAGUUCAAAAGCAAGUUUCCCAUUUUCUUCUUUCGAAUAGCCUCCUAAACAGCUUUCAAUCUGGGUUUCGGUCGGGUCACAGCACGGUCUCUGCCUUAGUGAAUGUCACUGAUGAUAUACGCUGAUCAAUGGAAAACAAAGCGUUAACUGCACUAGUAUUGCUAGACUUUGGCAAUGCAUUUAAUUCUGUCGACUUCGAUAUUCUCCUUGCCAUUCUUCGUUCCUUAAACGUCUCUACUUCUGCUCUUUCUUGGUUCGGUUCAAUCUUCGGGGUCGCUCGCAGAAUGUUCGCCUUGAUGAUUUAACCUCUGAUGGGUGUGACCUCUGUGUUGGCGUACCUCAAGGAGGUGUUCUCUCACCACUCCUAUUCUCUAUUUUUAUUAAUUCUGUUACUAGAGUAAUUUCCUCCAAGUUUCAUCUCUACGCAGACGAUUUGCAGCUUUAUCGUCAUUUCGAUAUUGACGAAAUGGACUCCACGAUAGCAGCCAUUAAUGAAGACCUAAGCCGUAUUAGUACUUGGGCACAAUUUUAUGGUCUCUCAGUUAAUCCAAGUAAAUCCCAGGCAAUUAUCAUAGGGAGUAGGUUUAUGUCACGUUCCUGCCGUUCCUCUCACUUGCUGCCAGUGUCCAUAGGUGGAAUCAACAUCCCCUACAGCGACACGGUGAAAAAUCUCGGCGUCACUAUUGAUACCAACCUCUCAUGGACAGCUCACGUCGCUAACGUUAGUCGUAAAAUGUAUUUUUCGCUUCACUAAAAUUGCCCUUGCACAAUCUCUUAUUCUCCCACUUCUCGACUAUGCCGAUGUUUGUUAUUUAGACGCUACGGAGGCAUUACUUGAUCAACUUGAGCGCCUGCAGAAUCUUGCUAUUCGAUUCAUUUUUGGGCUUCGUAAGUAUGAUCACGUCUCCAACUUUCGAACGGAACUCAAGUGGCUCCCCAUACGUCUGCGCAGGAAUGUCAGAAUCCUUUGUUUCCUCUUCAAUAUCCUUUACAAUCCUUCUUAUCCUUCCUAUCUUCGGGAGAGGUUUUCUUUCACCCACUCGCCUAAUGUUCCUUGCAGGUCUCAUCUCAAAUCGGUCCUCAAAUGUCCUAUUCAUAAAACCGAAUUUGCGUCAUACUCUUUCACGGCACAUGCCGUCCGCUUAUGGAACUCGCUGCCAGCAGGAAUCAGAGACAGUCCAACUGUUGCUACAUUUAAAAAACGGUUGAAGGAACACUAUCUAUCCUCUCGACUCACUGUUUCCGAACUGUAUUGCUUCUCCUUUUAACACUUGUAAUUUCAAUUUAAUAUAUAUGUUUAUUAGUAUGUCUAUGUAGAUAUAUAUGUAGGUUUUGUUUAUAUAAGUAUUGUAUUUUGUUAUUUUUAUUCAGGAGGCACACACUGAGGACCUUUUAUUUUAUGUUUUUUCCUUUCGCGGGCCUGCUGGAAGAAAUUUCAAUAUGAAAUAAGCAGUGCCCUUGUACAAAUUUCUUGUUCCUGUUCUUAUCUAUUUUAUUGUGUGUGUACUUAAUUAGUAAAUAAAUAAAUAAAAUAGCUUGGCACCAGAGUAAGCACGAUAUAAGGCUUGUGUUAUGGGAUACUAGGGGAUAUAGUUUACGAUGCGCACAAAUAUUUGACCUCCUAACUUCACACUUAGUGAUCAUCACUGUAAAAUAGGUACUGACCAUCAGGGUGUUUGUCCUGAAAUUGUUCACUUGAAACUGUUCUCGACAUACAAGAUUUACAGUAUUGUAUCGUGACACGACACUUUUUUGAUUAUUCUAGUUUUGCACGUACUGACCACUGGUUUCCAGACACUCCAAAAUUUGAACCCUUCCUUACGAUUGAAAUUUUUAUAUUUUGUUAUUUCAAUCGAUCUGAGAUUGGUCUGGGAAGCAAUUUAAAAUAAAAAAAUUAUAGUUUUUGUAAUUGGAUAACUAUAACAUUUUAUCCAAAACAGAUAUUAUAGUUUUGAAAUAUCUGCCCUUAAUUACAUUAUGAACGUAACCUAUGUAACAUUAAUAAGACAUUCAGCACCUUCGAAUCCGGUACCUCAAGAUAAUUUUCUUAGAUGUAUGUAUAUUUGUAUGUAUGUAUAUAUAUAUAUAUAUAUAUAUAUAUAUAUAUAUAU
This is a messenger RNA of Chilo suppressalis (striped riceborer), 6146 nucleotides long. The record is from the annotation of a GenBank genome assembly. NCBI's taxonomy places the organism in Eukaryota, Metazoa, Arthropoda, Insecta, Lepidoptera, Crambidae.